AUUUUGGAUUUUAAUUUAAAUUUCACUUUAAAAUUAAUUAACUUUGCCUUAUAUGUGUGUUAUUAUUUAAAAUUAAAUCACUUUUUCACAUUAAAAUCUCUUUUUUUUUCGCGUUUGACAGCCCAAAUAAUUGAUUUAAUUUUAUUUUAAAUUAAAAAACAAUACAUUAAAAGUUGAAACACAAUCUAUUCCACACUGUUCUGCUGUUUCGUUUAGAAAUUACUAAUAAUUACUUACAAUUACACUAAUUAAUUACUAAUUAGUUUUUAUUUUAAUAAACCCGAAAAAAACUUUUGAAAAAAUAAUGAAGCCCAGAGGCGCUGGGUCUUCAGACCGCAAGAUCCGUCUAAAGACAUUGAACCCCUGCAUUACAUGCAUGUUGUGUAAGGGGUACAUGAUCGAAGCCACCACGAUCACCGAAUGCCUACAUACUUUCUGCAAGUCAUGCAUUGUAAAAUUUUUGGAGGAAAAUAAUACCUGCCCUAAAUGCGGUCUAGUAAUUCACCAAAGUCAUCCACUCAACUAUAUCAGCCAUGACAGGACCAUGCAUGAUAUAGUUUUCAAACUGGUGCCAAAUUUGAGAGAAGAUGAAAUAAGAAGGGAAGAUGAUUUCUACAAAAGCAAUGGUAUUCCAAACCCAAAAAUAUCCACUGAUGAAAAAGAAAACAGCACAUCUCCAGAAACCACGAACAGGCACAUCCCUGGAAACCAGGCAGCCCCCGGGGGAGAUGAUGAUGAUUACCAUCGAUCUGACGAACAAGUGAGUGUGUGCCUGGAUUGCUACCAGGGUCAAUUACAACAACUGAAACGCAAAUAUAUCAGGUGCUCAGUUCAGACCACAAUAACUCAUCUUAAAAAAUUUUUGGCUUUGAAACUCUUCAAUGACAUGUCAAAGUUUAGGGAGCUAGAGGUGAUGUGCCAGCAGGAGAUUCUAGGCAAGGACCACACGUUAAAAUUCAUCUGCAUGACAAGGUGGAGAAACAAGGACGCACCAUUGCAGCUCUAUUAUCGCCCAAAAUUAGAAUUAUGA
Molecule: messenger RNA, 1030 nt
Organism: Helobdella robusta
Lineage: Eukaryota; Metazoa; Annelida; Clitellata; Rhynchobdellida; Glossiphoniidae
Exons: 8
Coding region: 305-1030 (241 amino acids)
Biological process (GO): regulation of transcription by RNA polymerase II
Cellular component (GO): PRC1 complex
Source: RefSeq, a predicted model, not a curated record